CCCAAACAGACACAGAGAGAGAGAGAGGAGUCUCCAAAAAGCUUGGCCUAAAAUAAAAAAUAAAAAAUAAAAAAAAAAAGAACCUUCAUUAAAUACCAUACUUGUACGUUCUCUCCAGAACUUUCUAUUCUAAUAACACGGAACGGAAGAGUGGUGGCUCUUCUUUUUCCCCAACCCCUGAAAUCAGGGUUUUUCUAGGGUUUUAGACAUUUAUCUGUUCCUCGCAUCGCCUCACUAAAACCUAAAGAGAAAGCUUAAAACCUUUUAAAAAAAAAAAAAAAAAGGCCUAAUGGUUCGCUCUAAUGGCGUCAGACUCAUCCACUGGCUCGCCCGCAGCGCUAUUUCCCGGAACGCUCUCCAAGAUUCCCCAAUCGACAUAUACGGAUCGUUGUCACGAGGAGGUUUAAGGAGGUUCAGUUCGGCAAUUUGCAACCAUCCCAGGGUCCUUACAAUUCCCAAUUCAGGAAAUGUUAAUCAUAGGAACUGGUUCCGACUUGGGGUAUUUAAAACCAACUGGGAUGCUGCAAGGUCAAUUCAUAGCACUGCAUCUAUGGCUGCAAAAGAUUAUUAUGACACACUUGGUGUAAGUAAGAAUUCAACUGCAUCUGAAAUCAAGAAAGCUUAUUAUGGGCUUGCAAAAAAACUACAUCCAGAUACAAAUAAAGACGACCCUGAAGCAGAAAAAAAGUUUCAAGAAGUCCAAAAGGCUUAUGAGGUUUUGAAAGACGAGGAAAGACGUCAACAAUAUGACCAGGUCGGCCAUGAAGCUUUUGAACAAGCUGCAAAUGGUAGUGAUGGUGGUGGUACAUGGAGUCCUGGGUUCAAUCCAUUUGACAUAUUCGGUACUGAAAAUAUCUUCACCAAUAUUUUUAAUAGGGGUAUGGGUGGCAAAGAUGUCAAGGUAUCCGUUGAACUAUCCUUUAUGGAAGCCGUUCAGGGAUGCACCAAAAGUGUCUCAUUCCUGACUGAAAUGCUUUGUGAAGCUUGUGGUGGUUCUGGAGUUCCUCCCGGAACCAGGCCCGAAACUUGUAGACAUUGUAAGGGCGCAGGCAUGAUAUACAAGCAAACUGGCCCGUUCCAUAUGCAGGUUACUUGUCCCCAAUGUGGUGGAAGUGGGAAAACUGUAAAGAACUUCUGCAAGUCUUGUAAAGGCGAGCGGGUAGUGAUGGGAUCAAAGUCUGUCAAAUUGGAUGUUAUGCCAGGGGUAGACACUAAUGAAACUAUAAAGAUGUAUAGAAGUGGUGGAGCUGAUCCCGAUGGGAAUCAACCAGGUGAUCUUUAUAUUACUAUCAAGGUCCGCGAAGACCCUGUUUUCAGAAGAGAAGGGCCUGAUAUUCAUGUUAAUGCAGUUCUAAGUGUCACUCAGGCAGUUUUGGGAGGAACUAUCCAGGUCCCCACUCUAACAGGAGAAGUUGUUCUAAAGGUCCGUGCUGGUACACAACCUGGUCAGAAAGUGGUCUUGAAGAGAAAAGGGAUUAAGACAAGGACCUCGUUCUCAUUUGGGGAUCAAUAUGUUCACUUCAAUGUCAGCAUCCCAACGAAUGUGACCCAGAGACAGCGUGAACUUAUUGAGGAAUUUGCCAAGGAAGAGCAAGGGGAAUAUGAGAAAGGUGCUGCAGCUGGUGCAUCCGGGUAAGCAGGUUGUGUAAACUGCUUGCGUCUGAUAGCCGUUACUUAGGUAGAGGUGAAAAUUUUCCCUGUUCAUUGGAUUGGAGGUUUUGCCGAAGUAAUUUCGGACUUUUUUUUAUUUAUCCUGUUUUGUAAGGUUUUGUAUAAUUUCCUACCUCAAAGUUAUAGUCAUAUUUAUUAAGAUCA
Molecule: messenger RNA, 1815 nt
Organism: Cornus florida
Lineage: Eukaryota; Viridiplantae; Streptophyta; Magnoliopsida; Cornales; Cornaceae
Product: chaperone protein dnaJ GFA2, mitochondrial
Exons: 18
Coding region: 290-1636 (448 amino acids)
Biological process (GO): response to heat; protein refolding
Cellular component (GO): cytoplasm
Molecular function (GO): ATP binding; heat shock protein binding
Source: RefSeq, a predicted model, not a curated record